This is a messenger RNA of Diaporthe citri, 1227 nucleotides long. RefSeq lists its product as uncharacterized. The record is from RefSeq and is a predicted model, not a curated record. Lineage: Eukaryota; Fungi; Ascomycota; Sordariomycetes; Diaporthales; Diaporthaceae. Bases 1 to 1227 code for a protein of 408 amino acids. Gene Ontology annotation, molecular function: agmatinase activity; metal ion binding. The transcript has a single exon.
AUGAGUCCUGCAGCGACACUGACACGGCUGACCGCCCUGCUCGGAGCAACAGCAUCAACCACGGCUUGGCAGCUGCCCCGCAACAACCCCCCGCCAGAGGCACUGGGCUACUCUCACGGGAAUGGGCAGCAGCACCCGCUGGCCUGGGCACCCGUCCGCGACGAUGACAUCGACAUCGUGACGGGCUCGCAGUUCCACGGCCUCAAGACCUUCGCCAACCUGCCAUACGUGAACUGCUUCUCAGACGAGGAGGCACAGCGCCAGGAUGCCAAGUAUGACAUCGCCAUCCUCGGCGCCCCGUUUGACACAGGCACGACCGGCCGGCCGGGGGCUCGAUUCGGACCCCAGGGUAUCAGGACCGGCAGCCAGCGCAAAUGGCCAGGAGAGACGAGCGUCUACACCGGGGAGACCCCGCUGCAGUCAUGGGCCAAGGUCGUGGACACGGGCGACGCGCAGAUGACCUUUCUCGACAACACCGUCGCCCUGCGGCAGCUGGACAAGGCGCACAGGGUCAUCUCCGGGCGGCGGGCGGCCAACGCGAGCGUGUCCUCGACGCCGCGCAUCCUCACCCUGGGCGGCGACCACACGACGACGCUGAGCGCGCUGCGGUCGACCCACGGGCGCUGGGGCGACGUGUCGGUCAUCCACUUCGACUCCCACAUCGACACGUGGGACCCGGCCGUGCUGGGCGGCGGGCUGUCCGACUACGCGGGCGUCAACCACGGCACCUUCCUGCACAUCGCGCACGAGGAGGGGCUCAUCCGCAACACGUCGGUGCACGCGGGGAUCCGCGCCCCUGUGGUGCGGCCCAAGGGCGACAUCCGCAACGACGCCCGCUGCGGGUUCGACAUCAUCACCGCGCGCGCGAUCGACAAGCUCGGCGCGGAUGGGGUCGUCGCGCAGAUCAGGGAGCGCGUCGGGGACUCGAACGUCUACAUCAGCGUCGACAUUGACGUCUUGGACCCGGCAUAUGCGCCCGCCACAGGGACGGCUGAGCCGGGCGGCUGGACGAGCCGUGAGCUUUUGACCAUUCUCGAUGGUCUGUCUGGGUUGAAGGUUAUCGGCGCUGAUGUUGUGGAGGUUGCCCCGGCCUACGAUAAUCCCGGGGAGACGACCGUGCUGGCUGCUGCUGAGGUCGGCUUGUCACUGCUUACGCUCAUGGUGGACACGCCGGUGCAGUCCAAGGCGGAUAAAGAGGCGUUGAAGCAGGUUGAAAAUAAGGACUAG